AUGAUGGACGAACUUCAUAACAAAGCUGUAUGCAAUGAAUCUUUAGAAGGAAAUAUAUUAAACUUAAAAAGUAACAUUUCGAUUCCAAUAGACAGCUGCAAUAAUUAUACAAAUCACACGGAGUUGUAUAUAGAACCUACAUUAUUAUACGAUGUACCAGUAAGCAUAAUUCUUCUUCUGUCAAUGUUCUAUGGAACGAUUUCUGUCAUGGCAGUGGUUGGAAAUGCUUUAGUAAUAUGGAUUGUGACGUCGAGCAGACGGAUGCAUAAUGUGACCAACUUGUACAUAGCAAACUUGGCAUUAGCCGAUAUCGUUAUCGGUCUGUUUUCUAUACCAUUUCAAUUUCAGGCCGCCCUGUUGCAGCGAUGGAAUUUACCGGCUCUAAUGUGUCCGUUCUGUCCGUUCGUACAAGUGCUUUCAGUCAACGUGAGCAUUUUUACCCUGACCGCGAUCGCAAUUGACCGACACAGAGCUAUUCUCAGUCCGCUCAGCGCAAUACCAUCGAAAUUCCGAGCAAAAAUGUCAAUAGCUGCCAUUUGGGCGAUAGCUUUUGUGCUCGCGACGCCAAUGGCUAUUGCUCUCAGAGUGCAAUUUAUCGAAUACGGAGAUAGAGACGGCCGGAAGUUGGUGAAACCGUUCUGCUACAACGUCCGGCUCCCAGAGCGCACCAUGCUGUUCUACAGGCUCACACUUCUGUUCGUCCAGUACCUGGUACCCGUCGUCAUCAUAACGGUUGUGUAUAUGCGAAUGGCGUUACGGCUGUGGGGCUCACACGCCCCGGGAAACGCUCAGGACAGCAGAGAUGCUAAUCUGAUGAGGAACAAGAAAAAACACGAGGGAGUUGAUUCUAAAUAUGGUGGAGUAGGAAAUGCAUAUUACACAGAAUCAAAUGAAAAAAUUAUGAACGGUGUUGGAUUUGAAUGA
Messenger RNA from Macrosiphum euphorbiae (potato aphid), 924 nucleotides. Lineage: Eukaryota; Metazoa; Arthropoda; Insecta; Hemiptera; Aphididae. The record is from the annotation of a GenBank genome assembly.